Messenger RNA from Spodoptera exigua (beet armyworm), 739 nucleotides. The record is from the annotation of a GenBank genome assembly. NCBI's taxonomy places the organism in Eukaryota, Metazoa, Arthropoda, Insecta, Lepidoptera, Noctuidae.
CCACGGAAUAGAUAAAUAAGGUUGGAAUGGUAAUGUGGGCGGGGCGAGCGCGCCACAAUUAUGAUUCGAAAAUCAUAACUCGACCGAUUCAUUCAUUCACCGCGUUUGUUGCGCUUCGGGCUACUUCGUAGAACAGAGCUCUGCUUUAAAAUGCCGUGUUGUGCAAUUAUAACUUGUAAAACAAAAAGUCAAACCGCAAGUAUAGAGCGAGGAGGUAUAUCUUUCCAUCGGUUUCCUAAAGAGCCUAACGCCCGAGAACAAUGGAUUGACGUGACAGGUAGAGGAAACUGGAUGCCGACAAAGACGAGUACUAUUUGCUCUAAACAUUUUACUGAAAAUGAUUUUAUCAUUAAAAAAUCAGGUUAUAGGUACCUAAAACCAGGGACGAUCCCAAGAGAACAAAUUGUUCAGAUUUGUUCAAGUUCUUUGACAACUAAUUCUUGCAAUGCUAUAAUUAAUAAGCCCAGUUACGUUGCUAUUUCCGCCAGUGUGCAAAAUUGCGAAGGCACUCAGGUAACAUAAUACUUAUAUGUUAUCUUGAAUUAUAAUCGCUCGUGUAAAGUCAGCUUUUCAAGAUAUUUUAUGCUAUUUAUAAUUUUAGGAUUUACAAGCACAGGCUUCAUCUUCAACUUUGUUGACGUUGACACCAAAAAGAGAUAAAAAUUUAAAAAGAAAAUACACUGAAGAAAGCGUAAUGUCAUCUUCAAAUGCAAGCACUCCUAGGAAAAGAAAGCUACAA